Acanthoscelides obtectus is the source of this 1781-nucleotide messenger RNA. NCBI's taxonomy places the organism in Eukaryota, Metazoa, Arthropoda, Insecta, Coleoptera, Chrysomelidae. The record is from the annotation of a GenBank genome assembly.
AGGUUCGGCAACACUGUCGACGUGAACGAAAAAAUGCAAAUGUCAAAAAAUCUUAACCUAUAAUUUUUGCUCAUAAACUUGUGGUCAUAACUUUCAAUUCAAUCUUUCAUCCGAAAGAAUUCUAUAGUUAUUUGAAAAUGUUUAGCUACCAAGCUCUACAGCUUUUAAAAAACAUUACCUUAAAAAGUGUGACACAAACAUGCAAAGCUCCUCUAUCUGUAAGUUCAGUGCAAUGUAGGGAAGUAACUGACCGAAGAGAAAUGUUGAGAUCUGUACCUACUCUUGAUGAAGGUACAGCUGGUGAGAAAGCAGUUGAUAUUGAUUCUUUGACAGGACACAAAGAUAUAUUUCCAACACUGGACCUGCCAAAUAGACUGUUCAAUGGGGUACCUUUCAAAGAUCUACCUAUAUUCAAUAUUAGAGUAUCACCAAAUAACACAAUUGUCAGCUUUACAGAUGCAAAAGGUGUACCUAAUUUGAUUCGAUCUUGUGGUGUAGAAGGCUUUAAAAAUGCCAAAAAAGGAACCAAUGUAGCAGCACAAGCAACUGCUCUAACUAUUGGAACGAAAGUGAUGGAAAGAGGAUUUAAAACAGUUCGUGUCAGAGUGAGAGGCUUAGGUCCUGGUAGAUUGGCAGCGAUUAAGGGAUUACAAAUGUCUGGAUUGAAUAUCGUGUCAAUAACUGAUAGUACCAGGGUAUCAUGGAAUCCUCCUAGGCCCAGAAAACAGAAGAAGUUGUAAAAUUAGUGAAUAAAACAUCAAAUUACUCCAAAACAUUUAUUAAUGAGAACAUAAAAUGUUUAAAUAAAAACAGAUUUUCAUAACAAAUUGAUAGACUAGUAACACAACAAUUGAAAAUUAUACAAAUACACUGGUAAUAUCUCAUUUGAGGUCUUUGGCAUCUCUAUAUAUAGUCAACAUUGAGCAAUAUAUUUUCAAAUCGCCAGGUAUGUUACCUAAUAUUUUAUUUUCCGAUAUGUAGUCAUUUGCUUCCUUUUUCAUGCUGAUGCAGAAACCUAAACAGCGAGGUGAAGACCCAACCACAUUUAUAUAUGGAUCAAGACUAAAAUUCCACGAUCUGGCUUGGCGGUUCAUAUCUGAGAUCAGGCUCAAUUGUGUUUCCUCGAGAGUUUAUAUGGAGGCACGAGGCUUUGUAAAAUUUCAGGGUCCUAGGUUCGGUCUGGAGACGCGCUCAAAAUUUUAAGGUUCGGCCAAAUACUUUUCCAAUGACGGGGGUAGCGAGAAAAUUGAAUAGUUGCCAAAACGCUAAAAUUCACAUUUUUACCGAAUCUCCAAACUUAAAGCUAGACCGAACCGAAAAAAGUAAGCCCUAUCUAAAAUAUGACCCGUGCGACCGCUCCUUUGUUCCAAUCUGCAGAGGAUUUUUCCCAGUUAUUGGCGAAAGGUGUCUUUACCUCGGUAUUUAGGUCAUUUGUCAUGAUAAAAAAAGAAGAAAAUGAUAACUAUGGAAACAAAACUGCAGUAACCGAAAGCCAGAUCGCCGGCCGCUCGUCGGUGCAAUUGGCGCUGAUUAACAAGCGUAGUAAAUCCUACAAGCGCCGCAUGUUCGAGGGCCCCGAGCACCAACGCUACAUGAAAGUAUCUCUCCUGAGGGAGAGAACACUAAUACAGUCCUACCUGGUUGACUAUAAUCACAAAUACGGAUUAAAAUAAAAACGUGGGAAAUGGAUUUUCAAAGAAACUAAUAUCUAAAAAUCUAAAAAAAGGAAUUGUUCAAAGUAGUAGAGUACUCGUAGGCAAGAUAAGCUCCUUAAUAAACAU